CGUGACUCUCUGCGGCUGGUGAUGUGACAACGCUGCUGCGUUAGCAAGUUCUGUUGACUUUUACAUUUUCCUCGCUCGUCGUCAGACUCAAGACAAAGGGACACGAAAAUGGACAACACCGGGAAAGAAAAGGAGGCUAUAGCCCUAAUGGCUGAGGCGGAUAAGAAAGUGAAGUCGUCCCAGUCGUUUUUCGGGGCGAUGUUUGGGGGUUCCUCCAAACUGGAAGAGGCCUGUGACAUGUACGUGAGGGCCGCCAACAUGUACAAAAUGGCUAAAAACUGGUGUGGUAAGAGAUUAAUGACUCCUUUUAACCCAUUCACAUCAGUAUGUGCUUUUAUCCCUUUAAAAUGUGAUAUUUUCUUUAUAGCUGCAGGAAAUGCGUUCUCCCAAGCUGCUCAUCUUCACCUGCAAAUGCAGAGCAAACAUGAUGCAGCGACUAACCUCAUAGAUGCUGGAAAUGCCUUCAAAAAAGCAGAUCCACAAGAGGCCAUAAACUGCCUAAAUAGAGCAAUUGAGAUAUACACAGAUAUGGGACGUUUUACCAUCGCAGCAAAACAUCACAUCACCAUCGCUGAGAUAUACGAGACGGAGCUGGUGGAUGUCGACAAGGCCAUUGCUCAUUAUGAACAAGCAGCAGAUUAUUAUAAAGGAGAAGAAUCGACCAGUUCAGCGAACAAGUGCCUCCUGAAAGUGGCGACCUAUGCAGCUCAGCUCGAGCAGUACCAGAAAGCCAUUGAGAUCUACGAGCAGGUUGGAACCCACGCGAUGGACAGCACGCUCCUGAAGUACAGCGCCAAAGAUCACUUCUUCAAGGCAGCUCUCUGCCACUUCUGUGUAGACAUGCUGAAUGCAAAGCUCGCUGUGCAGAAAUACGAAGAAAUGUUCCCAGCGUUUUCAGACGCUCGAGAAUGCAAGCUGUUGAAGAAACUUCUAGAUGCCUAUGAGGAACAGAACGUGGAGGCCUAUACUGACUCUGUGAAGGAAUUUGACACAAUUUCUCGGCUGGACCAGUGGCUCACCACCAUGCUUCUCCGCAUCAAGAAGACGAUACAGGACGACGAGAGCGACCUCCGCUGACUCUCCUCCCAGUUUCCCCUGAAGCCGUCAGGAGCCGCCUCGCGCCCGACUUCUUGCCUUGAUCUUCUCACUUCCAUUCAAGCCUCAUUCUUAACGUCAUGAGCCCUCGUACCUCGGUUUCCUUCCUGCCAUCUGCAGUA
Cololabis saira (Pacific saury) is the source of this 1217-nucleotide messenger RNA. RefSeq names its product N-ethylmaleimide-sensitive factor attachment protein, alpha b (gene napab). The record is from RefSeq and is a predicted model, not a curated record. Gene Ontology annotation, biological process: synaptic transmission, glutamatergic; SNARE complex disassembly; intracellular protein transport. The transcript is spliced from 10 exons. NCBI's taxonomy places the organism in Eukaryota, Metazoa, Chordata, Actinopteri, Beloniformes, Belonidae. Gene Ontology annotation, cellular component: terminal bouton; synaptobrevin 2-SNAP-25-syntaxin-1a complex; vacuolar membrane. The coding region runs from base 109 to 1077 and encodes 322 amino acids. Gene Ontology annotation, molecular function: syntaxin binding; soluble NSF attachment protein activity.